Suillus subalutaceus is the source of this 2480-nucleotide messenger RNA. Its product is annotated as Fet3 ferroxidase. Gene Ontology annotation, cellular component: high-affinity iron permease complex. The transcript has 10 exons. The record is from RefSeq and is a predicted model, not a curated record. Gene Ontology annotation, biological process: cellular response to iron ion starvation; reductive iron assimilation. Gene Ontology annotation, molecular function: copper ion binding; ferroxidase activity. The coding region runs from base 358 to 2268 and encodes 636 amino acids. Lineage: Eukaryota; Fungi; Basidiomycota; Agaricomycetes; Boletales; Suillaceae.
AAUCACUGAGUAAACAAGGUCGUACCGGUACCGACAUCACUCAGGGUUCGUGUCCGUACCUUGUUGGCUCAGGGUUUGUAGGAACCAAGUAAGGUCCAAGCGAUAACAGGGUACCAAUGAACCCUACUUGAUGUGUGAAGCACUUCGCCACCGACCGCAAAGAUCUUGGAAUUUCAAAUGGGCUUAUCAGAUACAAUUUUCCGAAUGAUGAAGGGUCAUCAUCAUCCCGGUAGUGGAAUUCUUCCCAAACUACUUAGAGGCCAAGUAAAUAGUUCUUCGUAACCCUUUGAUUUUCCUCUGAGCACCGACUUUGAGCUAAAUUCAUAUAGAUAUCGCUAUCCUCGACCCGGCAUUGACAUGUCCUUGUCGUGCCGUCAGUUACUUCCCUUGCUUGCACUCUCGUCUUCUGCACUUGCGGGUGUACAGGAGCUUUGGUGGAACGUCACCUACGUUCAAGACGCAAAUCCAGACGGCCUCUUUGAACGCCGUGUCAUCGGUGUUAACGGAACUUGGCCACCUCCACCAAUUGAGGUAUCCACGACAGAUUCAUUGCUUGUGCAUGUAACGAACAGCAUCGAUCAACUUACAACACUACACCACCAUGGCAUGUACUUCAACGCAACAUCCUGGAUGGACGGAGCAAUGGGUGUGUCACAAUGUGGCAUACCCCCAGGCGACACGUUUGACUACGUUGUACCCAUCAACUCCUCCGGCCAAGUCGGAACAUACUGGGCGCAUGGUCAUGCAAACGGAAUAUAUGUAGAUGGCUUGCGCACGCCUCUCUUGCUACAUUCUCCAAAUGAAACUUAUGGCGCCGAUUACGAUGCCGAGUUCACUAUUUUGCUGAGUGACUGGUACCAUGAAGAGCAGCCUGUCCUCUCGGCAGCCUUCAUCAACAUAGCAAAUCCAGCGGGGGCGGAACCUAUUCCUGAUUCUGCCCUCAUAUAUUUCUCCCAAAAUGGUUCCUACCUACCACCAAUCCCGGGGAGUAACCCAUCCCCGGUAACAAGCGCGGUGGGUUUCAACGAGAACGCGACCCUUCCGUUCGAGCCCGGUAAAACGUACAGACUGCGUAUAAUCAACUUUGGCGCGUUCGCGGGGUUCUACUUCUGGAUCGACGGGCAUGAAAUGCAAAUUAUUGAAGCUGACGGUACGGACACACAGGAGCAGUCCGUCGAUAUGCUGAGUGUGUCAGUGGCGCAGCGUUACUCUGUGCUUGUCACCGCGAGGAACGAUACUACGUCGUCAAAUUGGGCCAUCCAUGCGAACAUGGAUACAACCAUGUUCGACACGGUUCCCAGUAAUCUAAAUCCAAAUCUCACCUCCUCCAUCACGUACUCCACCUCUGCUAACCUCACUAAUCUGUCCCCCGUGUCCUCCUAUAUCACGACAAACGACAGCGCUCUGGUUCCCAUCGAUAUUGUGCCUGCGCUCUCCCCAACAAAUACGCUUCAGCUUGCGUUCAACUUCGAGACGAUGGACGAUGGGACAAAUCAUGCGUUCAUCAACGAUGUGGUUUACAAUUCGCCAGUGGUACCUGCGAUCAUGAGCGCACUGAGCCUGGGCGAAAAUGCUACUAGCCUAGAGGCAUACGGGCCGUACAGCUUCGUUAUCAACUACGGAGACGUAAUCGACCUUGUGGUGCAGAACGGCGAUACAGGGAAGCAUCCCUUCCAUUUGCACGGAUAUAAGGUGCAGAUUGUCAAUAGAGCGACACAGUAUAACUCCACCGAUCCGUCAUUGAACCCACCACUUAUCGAAGGGCAAGCAAACCCGAUGCGUCGUGACACUGUAACCAUCACUGGCGGAGGUUCCGUCACGCUCCGCUUCGUCGCUAAUAACCCCGGCGCAUGGAUUUUUCACUGUCACAUCGAAUGGCACCUUGAAUCGGGCCUUGCGGUCCAGCUCAUAACAGCUCCGCUCCAGAUACAAGAACAGGCACUGGGCCGCGUACCGGCGUUUAUGUACGAACAAUGCUCUGCACUUGGGGUUCCCUCGAGCGGCAACGCUGCAGGACACGCCAGCCCAACUGACUUGUCGGGCCUCCCGCUUGGCCCGGCCUUCCAGGUGCUCGGUUGGCUGCCUAAAGGCAUCGGGGCAAUGGCUGGAUGUGUGUUGACAGCCAUCAUUGGCAUCCUUACUGUUGUAUGGUAUUCGGCUAUGGGAGGUACUAUCUCUGAGGAGGAGAUAGAGGAGCUGGUGCGUCAGCGCAUCGAGGAAAAGGAACGCAAAGGAAAGUUCUUUGGUCUGUUCAAGAAAAAGACUUGAAUAUCCGCGCCAUUUGUCCAUUAUCCUCGGCCCUGGGUAACUAAGGCCCCGCCAUGUUUCUCUCGCUUUUUUGUAUUAUUCGUGUACGAUAUUGACAUGCUUGUUAAGUGGAAUCCAUGUUCUACCAAUGUACUAACUUUGGUACGUGGCUAUAUUGUAUUUCACUUACACUGCAACAAACAAGAAGAAUUGAUCUUUGCAUCCCCUGUUCA